This is a messenger RNA of Aegilops tauschii subsp. strangulata, 1096 nucleotides long. RefSeq names its product protein RER1A. Gene Ontology annotation, cellular component: Golgi membrane. Gene Ontology annotation, biological process: retrograde vesicle-mediated transport, Golgi to endoplasmic reticulum; protein retention in ER lumen. The record is from RefSeq and is a predicted model, not a curated record. NCBI's taxonomy places the organism in Eukaryota, Viridiplantae, Streptophyta, Magnoliopsida, Poales, Poaceae.
UUAGACGUCAAUGGGAUGGGAUGGGAUGCCAUAAGGGCGGAGGCCUUGCUGCACGAGAUCCCCAACCCCAGUCCGCUCAACGCCAUGAUGGACCCUUCCUCUUCCUCCACCGCCUCCGCUCCGGCUGCCUCCACCCACAGCAGCGAUAGCGGGGGGCCCGCCGCCGCCCUGUCGGCAGCGGUGGCCACGGCAUCCCGGCGGUUUCAGCACCUGCUGGACCGGUCAACUCCGCACGUGGGCCGCCGUUGGCUGGGCCUCGCUGGGGUAGUGUUGGUGUACGCGCUGCGCGCGUGGUUCGUCGGCGGCUACUACAUCGUGACCUAUGCCCUCGGCAUCUACCUCCUCAACCUCCUCAUCGCCUUCCUGUCGCCUCAGGUCGACCCCGAGCUCGCCGAGGUGCUCGGCGAGGGGCCCGCGCUCCCCACGCGCUCCUCGGACGAGUUCCGUCCGUUCGUCCGCCGCCUGCCUGAGUUCAAGUUCUGGUAUUCUAUAGUUAAAGCAUUCUGCAUUGCUUUUGGCAUGACAUUCUUCAGUGUGUUCGAUGUGCCAGUGUUUUGGCCUAUCCUUCUUUUCUAUUGGGUGGUGUUGUUUACUGUCACAAUGAAGCGUCAGAUCCUUCAUAUGGUGAAAUACAGAUAUGUUCCGUUCACCUUUGGGAAACAGCGUUAUAAUGGGAAAAGGGCAGCUUCUGCAGAUGAUCUCACACUUCCCAAGGAUUAAGUAUAUGGGAAUUUGGAAUGGUGAAAUGGUGAAAUGCUUUUGUUAGUUAUGAAAACGUAAGAGAGAAAUUGCUUAUAGUGGCUGCACCCUACGGGUAGCUCCUCACAAAGAUGUGAACGUUGCAAUGCUAACAUCAAGCAUUAUGACCUCACUGAACCCUGAUAUCUUCACAGUGCUGAGAAUAGGCCUUGGUGGCCUAACCUGGAUUUCCGUAUUCCCAUGGUGUUUCCCCGUAGUGGAGCACGGAGCUAAAUGACUGUACACAUUUGUUGCUCCGUAUUUCAUUGUAUGUCAUAUAUAAUGUGGAGAAGAUGGCCCAGAAUCCUGUAUACUUCCGUCAAAUGCUUUAUUCAACCAUCGUUUCUUGCCGGCGUAA